AUGGGGACGAUCGCCGGAGACAAGUGGAAGAGCAGACUGGAAGAGGAGGAAGACGAGGAGCUCGUCGACCGCAUCAGCGGCCUCCCCGACGCUGUCCUCGGCGACAUCGUCACGCUCCUCCCCACCAGGGACGGCGCCCGCACGCAGGUUUCCGCUUGGAUUCAGUCCCCUGCCACCGCCGCCGCAGCUGCCGGCAUCGGUGCAACGCUUCUCUUCGACUCUUCGCAUUGCCAAGUUGGCCGGGUGCAGCUUCCCGGAGGGAAACGCCGGCACUCUGCACUUGCCGGUUCUCAAGCAGCUGAGCCUUAUGCACGCCAAGAUCUCGGAGAGCUCUCUGCAGGCCUUGCUCGCCGGCUGCCCUGCCCUGCCCUGCAGAGCUUGCUGCUGUCUUACAACAGCGGCUACUCUCGAGUCCGAAUCGUGUCUCGCACUCUUUUAAGCAUUGGUGUGAACCCGGGUCGGGGAGACUCCAGAUUGCAACACCUCAUCCUGGAGGAUGCUCCCUGUUUAGAAAGAUUGCUUAUUUUUCCUUAUGCAUAUGGGUAUGCCAAGAUAAUGAACAUCUCGGUUAUUUCGGCUCCAAAAUUGAAUAUUUUGGGGCCACUCUGUGAUGACCUCUCCACGGUUGAGUUUGGCACCACAGUUUUUCAGGGACCGCGCCUUGUUAGCUUCAUGACGGUGGCACCCAGUGUGAAGAUUUUAGCUUUACUGAAUAUGCAAAUUAGUUUGGAUGUGGUUAUUAACUUUAUGAAAUGCUUUCCCUGCUUGGAGAAGUUGUACAUCAAGACAGUAUUGGCGCGGUGCAAAAAUAGGCGGAGCCGUGAAUACCAGAAUUUUGUCAGGACCCGUGAUAUUCGCCUGAAGAAAGUUGUGUUGUUAAACUAUUGACGCAACAUGUCCCAUGCUAACUUUGCCAAGUUCUUUGUACUGAAUGCAAAAGUGCUAGAAUCAAUGGUUCUUGAGUUAGAAAAAGGAAUACCGCUUAGCACUGAGUGGAUUGAGAAACAGCAUGAGCGUCUACAUACAAAAAUAGGACUUUUAGGGGUGCACAGUUUGAUUUUGUUUAUCGUUAAGGUUGAUCUGGGCUGAUUGCCCGUGUGAUGGAUGAAGCACAAGCACAUGAUUUGUCAACAGCCAACCCCUUUGUAGGGUUUCAUGUCCGGUCCAUUUAGGCUACACUGUUUUGAUGGAACUUGAUUAGUCACUUGUCUGCAGCAUUUUGAUAUUUGGUGUCUGUGUUCGUAAAAUAUUGUAAUUUGUCAACAGACUGAUUGUUCUGUUAUAACCAGAGAAGUGCUAGUUGGGGGUGUCCACCAUUUGUGA
Molecule: messenger RNA, 1323 nt
Organism: Setaria italica (foxtail millet)
Lineage: Eukaryota; Viridiplantae; Streptophyta; Magnoliopsida; Poales; Poaceae
Exons: 4
Coding region: 1-888 (295 amino acids)
Source: RefSeq, a predicted model, not a curated record